UUGUAUGUGUAGCACCGGCGGCUUUUUUAAAGUGUUGUGUGUACGUUACUUUAUAUUAUUUAUGUGUAUCAUGCAUUUGUAAAUAUUUCUGUUUAUAUCAGCCUCGGUUUGUAAAUACAUUGUAUUUACUAUGAGAAACAGAAGGGACGUGACUGGUGAAUUAACAAACGGUAGUCCAGGCAAAGUUAUUAGCUAGCUAACAGAGUCGUCAAAGUUAACUAGCUGUCAAAGUUAGCUUUGAUUUUGAGCCAUCAGUUGCAGUCAAAUGACAACAGAUAACUUUUAGCUGUGAUCGCUCAAUAUGGAUUCAUCGAGUCCACCAUCGAAAAGAAAGUUUUACAUGGGGCGGCAUCAGUAUAUAACGAAAAAGAGUACUAUACCUGCUGUUGGAUUGGUUGCACCCCAGCAGUCAAAUCGUACAUGUGAAACAUAUUCUUCCGAAGGUUUAUUGGGAGACACAGUUCGUCAUGGCAAUGGAAGAGACAGGCAGAAAGACAAGGAACCGGAGAUUGGAGAUAACACUUUGGCCAUGGAUCAGGAGAUCCUUGAAGCCCUGGACAAAAUUGACUUCAGUGGGCCUGGAAUAAAGAGUGGAGUAGAACUUCAUCCCAGAUCAUCUGAGUGUGCUAUAGCUCCAGGAAGAGUAAAUUCAACAGAGGAGAAAAAGAAACGCUCCACUCUCUCCAGUGAAAUCCCAGAUUCCUCCAAACUGGCAAGCCGAGGAACAAUCCCAGUAUCACUGAAAAGUCCAAAAACUUGGAAACACUCAGAAAAUUGUAAAAAUUUGGCACAGAAAUUGCUUUUUAGUGAGGACAAAGAAGGACUACUCUCAGAACAUGAUGCAGAGAAACCUAAAUGUGAUCCAGACCAAAAUACUACUCCUGAUGCUUUUAAAUCAGUUCCCAUAAAACCGUCAGACAGAAAUCCCUCUCACCUUCCGAAAAAAAAUCAGAACAUUGAUGAAUCUGUGGUUAAAGGUGGGCGCUCGAAAAAAACAGCAAAGGAAUACAUCCUCUUCAGUCCUACCCAUGUUGCAGCUGCAAAAGAGAGAAGAGGUCUACAGCUGCAGUCUUACCAUUCUGUGUCCGUGCUCACACCCCCCUCUGGCCUUGAUCACAGCUCACUGGGUGAAACACUGGCUGAAGCAGGACUAAGUAUACAUGUGGGGAUUCCUAGUGAUCACACAGACAAGCUACUUCUGUCAAGUUGGGGUCUUCCCAAACCUGUGCUUGAAAGGUACCAAAGUCGGGGUGUGCAGCGCAUGUUUGAAUGGCAAGCUGAAUGCCUUACCAAGGGAGGAGUCCUGGAAGGGAAAAACUUAGUCUAUUCAGCUCCUACCAGUGCUGGAAAAACACUAGUGUCUGAGUUACUCAUCCUCAAGAGAGUCCUUGAAACAAGGAAGAAGGCCAUAUUUAUUCUUCCAUUUGUGUCUGUGGCACGGGAAAAGAUGUUCUAUUUGCAGGAUGUGUUUCAGGAGGCCGGGGUGAAAGUGGAGGGUUAUAUGGGCAGCACUUCAGCAGCAGGCGGGUUCGGGGCUCUGGAUGUGGCCGUAUGCACAAUAGAAAAAGCAAAUGGACUCAUUAAUAGGCUGAUUGAAGAGGACAGGCUGGACUUGUUGGGAAUAGUGGUUGUAGAUGAACUGCACAUGGUUGGAGACUCUGGGAGAGGGUAUUUGCUGGAGCUUCUGUUGACCAAGAUUCGCUUUAUUGCACAUAAAACCUCAGCUGCAAGGUCUCAACUUCUGUCAGAAAAAAGCCAGAGUGUUUGUAAGGAAAUUCAGAUCGUGGGGAUGAGUGCCACGUUACCAAAUCUUGACCUCCUGGCCAACUGGCUCGAUGCCGAGCUUUACCACACAGACUACCGCCCCGUCCCUCUUAAAGAGUGGGUGAAGAUUGGCACCAGUAUUUAUGAUGGCUCAAUGGCCCUCGUGAGGCAUUUCCAACCUAAUCUUCAAGUAAAGGGCGAUGAUGACCACAUCGUCAGCCUGUGUCUUGAGACUGUGCAGGAGGGCCGUUCUGUGUUAAUGUUUUGCCCCUCUAAGAGCUGGUGUGAAAAGCUUGCAGACAGCAUUGCAAGGGAAUUUUACAACCUCCACCAAAAGGACAACCUAGGUCCUUCUGGCCUGCCUCCCAUGUCUUUAAACCAAGAGGGACUGCUGGAUGUGGUAGCUCAGCUGAAGCGUUCCCCAGCAGGACUUGAUCAGGUUCUCCAGCGCACUGUUCGCUGGGGGGUGGCGUUCCAUCACGCAGGGUUAACCUUUGAUGAGAGGGAUAUUAUAGAGAAUGGUUUCCGUGAGGGUUGCAUCAGAGUCCUGGCUGCGACGUCCACCUUGUCCUCUGGUGUGAACCUGCCAGCGAGACGCGUCAUCAUCCGGACCCCGCUUUUCAACGGCCGCCUGCUGGACAUACUGACCUACAAACAGAUGGUGGGGCGAGCAGGUCGCAAAGGAGUGGACACUUUGGGUGAGAGCGUGCUGGUGUGUAAGGAGACUGAACGUGCCAAGGGAGUCAGUUUGAUACAGGGCACUUUGAAGCCGAUCAGCAGCUGUCUCGUCAAACAGGAGGGUGAGGGCGUUACAACCAGUAUGCUUCGGGCCAUUCUAGAGAUUAUUGUUGGAGGAGUUGCAAGCACUCCAGAGGAGGUGAGGCUCUAUGCUUCCUGCACAUUGCUGGCGGCUAGCCUGGCAGCAGAGGGCGCAAGUGAGGGCUCCGCAGCCAAAGAGAAGGAGAGGAGCCGUGGAGCCAUAGAGGCCUGCAUAGAGUGGCUUAUGGAAAAUGAGUUUAUCCACAUCCAGAAGGACAAAGAUGUUCCUGGGGAGAGGUACUGUCCCACCCAUCUGGGCUCUGCGACUCUCUCCUCCUCCCUGUCACCACCAGAGGCCCUGAGCAUAUUUGCUGACCUGCAGAGAGCAAUGAAGGGAUUUGUGUUAGAGAAUGACCUCCACAUUCUUUACCAGAUAACCCCUGUGUAUGUGGACUGGACCACAAUUGACUGGUACCAGUUCUUCUGUUUGUGGGAACAAUUACCAUCAUCCAUGAAACGAGUGGCUGAGAUGGUGGGGAUCCAGGAGGGGUUUCUGGCCCGCUCUGUCAGUGGGAAGUUGGUUGCCAAGACUGACAAACAACGAAGGCAAAUGGCCAUUCAUAAACGCUUUUUUACUACGCUGGUGUUACUGGACUUAGUGAAUGAAGUACCUGUUGGUACUGUGGCAAAGAAAUACGCGUGUAGCAGAGGACAGCUUCAGUCUCUUCAGCAGUCAGCCUCCACCUAUGCAGGAAUGGUCACAGUUUUCUGCAACCGCUUGGGUUGGCACAACUUGGAGAUGCUGCUCUCGCAGUUCCAGAGUCGUCUCAGCUUUGGAGUGCAGAGGGAACUCUGUGACCUUGUGCGGAUCUCUCUCCUGAACGCCCAGACCGCACGAACCCUCUACAGUGCAGGUCUUCUUACUGUGGCAGACACGGCCCAUGCACAGGUGGCAGAUGUAGAGAAAAUGUUGAGAAAAGCCGUUCCUUUCAAAAGCUCCAAGCAGGCUGUUGAUGAGACUGAGUGGGAAGUCCAGGAGCGCAGAAGCUUGCGUUGUAUAUGGGUUAGUGGGAAGAAGCCCUUGACGGAGAGAGAGGCAGCUCAGGAGAUCGUAGCAGAAGCCAGGCAUCUGCUGCAGCAGGACCUGGCCCUGCUGGGGGUGAACUGGGACCCAGACUCCCUGCCACAAGAGGGCAGUACAAACCAGCCACCAGCAGAUGAAUCAGCUGAUGGUGAACCAGAGCAGUCAGAGUUAACCAAGCCUGAGCCUAAAGAGGCAUGUGUUAAAGUGAGACCUAACAACACCGAUGCAGUACCGGAUUGCAAACCUGCAGAUGGAGCUGUGAAAGACACAGGGGUUACGGAAAGUCCGCAAAUGCCAUUUGGCAACAGUGUCCCUCCCCACCUUACAUCCAAAGAGAACGUUGUAAGCGUGGAAGAACCCAUGGAUACUUCUGCUGACAAGUCAACUAAGAACACCAUUACAAAUCCUGUACUGGGUUUGCCAUCUGCUGACUGUGAACGGCAAUCCAGUGCAUUGUAUAAAGUGCUGAGGUCCAUCGGUUUAAAAGACAAGAAACACCCUGUGGACGACGCAGUGUCUGCUCGGUCCUCUAUACAUGGAGGUUCAGACAAUCAGUUAAAAACAAAGAUCACGUCUGCCAGUGAGGAGCAGCAUGCAUCACCACCUGGAACUCAGGUGUCCAAACGUAGAAAAGUGGAAGCUUGUGGAAUGACACAGGGAGUCACUGAUGGAUAUGACAGCAAGGUCGUAAAUGAAGAUAGCAAGUCACUUAAAGAGAAGAGUGAUCUGUCCUCCUCAGACCUAGCUAAAGAUAGAGGUCACAUUGACAAAGCAGGCAAGAAAAAAGAGAACCAACUUGAGCAGACAACACAGUGGGUAGACUCUGAGGAACCUCUGAGGUUAGGUUGCCAUAAGAGUCAGGAGGGUUGGAGGAAGUGCAAAUUUAAAUCCAAGCAUUUGAAUACAGGGGAAGUUCCCCAUGCGGAUGUUCCCCAAGACACUUCCUCAUCAUGUCAUAUCAGAAAACCAGAGGUCAGGCCUGUCACCGCUCUCCCCCUAGCAGAGAAAUGCGGGUCCCCUGACUUAUACACAGGUGAAACAGGGGAAUUUGGUGACAGUUUUCAGCUUGACACACAGACGGAGAGAAUCAUACAGCAGCAAGAUGGUGUGUUUCAAGGAAAUGCCAACUUAAAGUCUAACUAUGUAACCAUGAAAUCUCCCAAUACUGUCUUGCUUAAGCUCUCACUAUCUGAAGAUCGAAAGCUCUCUGAGGAAUCUGGUAUUGGGACGAACACUAAAACGGAGCGGCCAUUGUGUAAUGACAGUCUUCCCAAUGGCUGCCUUCGCAGAAGUACACCACCCCUUCCCAAAUACAACAUCUCUCUGACAGACAGUCAAAUGGAAAAAAUUCUCAAUUACAGUAAUCAAGCAACUGAAGAGAAUUCCAGAAUUCCACAGCAGGAUGAGCAAGCAGCUGAGUCAAGGCCUCAAGAGUCCAGCUGCCACCAGGAGAUCCUGGAGCGUGAGGCUGAGACCAGCCUCAAUGGAAGCAGCAGUUUCCUGUUUGAUAGUCUAUAUGAUAGCUCCUUGCUGGAUGCCCUGGCAACAGAGGAUGCGUCCAGUGAAACUGAAGAAGAAGAUGAGUAUGGAAUGGUGGAAGAGAAUGGAAUGGUAGCUGAGGUCGGAAUGGCAGAAGAGAAUGGAAUGGUAGCUGAGGUCGGAAUGGCAGAAGAGAAUGGAAUGGUAGCUGAGGUCGGAAUGGCAGAAGAGAAUGGAAUGGUAGCUGAGGUCGGAAUGGCAGAAGAGAAUGGAAUUGUAACUGAGGAGGGUAUAGCACAAGACCCUGAGGAAACCCCAGAAGGCCCAGCUCCUGGUGAAGAUCAAGAGGCCAUCCAAUGGGGUGAGUCCUCAUUUAACCUGUCAGAAUGGGGAGAUUCCCUACUAAUUGGAGAACAUUACCUGGAGAAAAGGAAUAGUGUGUUUAAAGGUGGCCAUCUUCCAAGAGCAGACGAAAUUGAGGCAGAGAGGCCAGGGGUUCAGAAGUGUGCUAUGUCUGAUUUCCCUGUGCCUGUUGUCAGAGAAGUGAUUCGUAUAGAAUCAGAGGCGAAGGCCAGUGAGUGCUCAUUUCACGUGAGUCCAGGAAUGCAAGAUGUUUUUGAUAAGUGGUCAGAGCAAUUUUCAACUAUCAAUGAGAUGCCAGUUGAGACAAAUUCAGAUUCAGAUUCCUCAAACCAUGAAGGGCUGAUUGCUGAAACAAAAGUCGGUGUGACCAAAACCAAAAAUAAUGUAAAGGAUAGUGAUAACUCACGGUCCAGACGAGGAGGUGACAUCAUUCCUCCAACACCAGAGCCUGUCACUCCUGUUAGAGUCAAAAUGACCACCUCAGCCAUCCAGUCACCACUUCAGCCCCAAGUCUCAAGGAACACCAGAGAAACAUCUGGGCCUGCGUUAGAAUCAACAUCGAAAUCAAAUCUCAGAGAUGAUAACCCUGUACCUGACAAGGGGCUAAUGCGUGAGCCGCUUGACACAUCCAUGGAAUUUAAUCCCAGUAGUCCAGAGUCCUUCACAAUCAUCGAUGUUGCCAGUGAUCAGAGCCUCUUUGAAACCUUUAUGAAGGAGUGGAAAACACAGCACAGGUUUUCUCUGGCUCUCGCCUGUGAGCAGUGGGAUUGCACUCCAGAUUCCAAGUCAGUCAUAGGAGGCAAACACAAACAAGGUGUUCACACAGUGAGAAGCCUGAAUAAAGAUGGGUUCGCUGUGAAAGGAGAUGAAGGCCUUGUUGUCGUUGGCAUCUCGGUUUCCUGGGGAGGAAAAGAUGCCUAUUACAUAUCUCUACAGCAGGAACAGUCAAACACAGAUAUCAGUGCAAGCUUAGCCCCUCCUCCUCUGGACGAAAAAUUGUCGGUUGGCGAGAGACAGAAGCAAAUUCAAAGUUGUUUAGAAACGAAGGUUCUCUCUGAUGUUGGAGGAAUUACAAUUGCGUAUGACUUCCUUCAAGUGUACAAGACAUUUUUGUUAGCCUGUGGAGUUUCUCUUGGAGGGGCCUUUGAAGACCCCAAGGUCGCUAGUUGGCUGCUGGAUCCCGGCUCUAAAGAGCGCACUCUUCAUAAUAUGGUGACAAACUUCACCCCACAGGACCUCUCUCUGCUGGAUGGUAUUAGUCCAGGCCAAGGGGUGCAGAGUUUAGGGAUCGGUGGGGAUGUCAGUUACUCUGGACGCUACAGAGCAGCAGUGGAGUGUGUCCUUGUUUACAGAGUCAUGGCCCAGCUCACAGUCCUGUUGUCAAAGGACAGUCUAUUAGAUGCGUUCCACACUGUGGAGAUGCCAAAUCAGUAUUGCCUGGCCCUGUUGGAGCUCAAUGGUAUUGGGUUCAGCACGGAGGAGUGCGAGGCCCAGAAGCAUGUGAUGCAGGCCAAGCUGAAAGAGCUGGAGUCUCAGGCGUACCAGCUGGCUGGACACAGCUUCUCUCUGACAAGCCCUGGCGAUGUUGCCGAGGUCCUGUUCUUGGAGCUGAAGUUGCCUCCAAAUGGGGAUAUAAGUGGUCAGAAGGCAAAGAAGACUCUUGGGUACACAAGGAGAGCCGCUGGGGGUCGGGCCACACUGGCCAAACAGUUUAGCACCACGAAAGACAUUUUGGAAAAACUGAAACCACUGCACCAGUUACCAGGGGUUAUUCUUGAGUGGAGAAGAAUCACAAAUGCACUGACAAAGGUGGUCUUUCCCCUGCAAAGAGAGAAAUGCCUGCAUCCUGUCCUGAAUAUGGAGAGGAUACAUCCAGUGUCACAGACUCAUACAGCAACUGGAAGAGUAAGCUUCACUGAACCGAACAUUCAGAAUGUCCCAAAGGAUUUUGACAUUGAGAUGCCUACAGUUAUUGGGGAAAGCCAGCCAUUGGAGAAUGGAAGCAGUGCUAGUUCUUCAAAAAGGAGAAAAUCGAGGAUUCCUCAGCAGUUUGCACCACUCAUCAAAACAUUUGAAACUCCACAAGAAAAAGGUGUAGCUUUCUCUGUUAGUAUGAGACAUGCUUUUGUUCCUUUUCCAGGAGGGCUCAUCCUAGCAGCGGACUACUCUCAGUUGGAGCUUCGAAUCUUGGCUCACCUGUCAUGUGAUCGGCGUCUCAUCAAGGUGCUCAACAGUGGGACCGAUGUCUUCCGAAGCAUUGCAGCUGAGUGGAAGAUGGUGGAUCCUGCAUCAGUAGAUGACUGUAUGAGACAGCAGGCAAAACAGAUUUGUUAUGGAAUCAUCUAUGGCAUGGGUGCAAAAACACUUGGUGAACAAAUGGACAUUGAUGAGAUUGAUGCUGCAUCUUACAUAGACUCUUUCAAAUCAAGAUAUUCAGGAAUACAGUCCUUUUUAAAAGAAACUGUGAAGAACUGUGGCAAAAAUGGCUAUGUGCAGACCAUUCUUGGCAGGAGGAGGUUUCUCCCUGGCAUUAAAGAUAAAAACAUGUACACAAGAUCUCAUGCUGAGCGCCAGGCAGUCAACACAACUGUCCAAGGGUCUGCAGCUGACAUUGUCAAGCUUGCCACAGUCAACAUUCAGCGGCAGUUUAACAAAGCUUUCCAUGGCAUGCCCCAAUCUCAUCAGCAUCCUGUCUCAGGAGCAGUGUGCUCGUCUUGUGGAAUCUCAGGAUCUAGGCGCCACAGAGUGCUCUCCAGGCCGCUAAGAGGAGCGUAUUUCAUCUUACAGCUCCACGAUGAGCUUAUCUAUGAAGUUGCAGAAGAAGACCUCAUACAGGUUGCACAAAUUAUGAAGAAAGAAAUGGAGUCCGCCGUGAAGCUCUAUGUGAGGCUCUGUGUCAAAGUGAAAGUGGGUUCCAGCUGGGGUAAUCUACAAGACUUGGACAUUUAGGAAACUGGAUCGAGACCCUUUGCACUCAUAUAAAACACUACAGAUUGUGCUGAUUUGGACAUUUAGGAAACUGGAUCGAGACCCUUUGCAGUCAUAUAAGAGACAACAGAUUGUGCUGAUUUGUAGAAUGUUGCUUUGUGAUAAUAGUGUUCACAUAACAUUUUCACAUUUUUAACCCUCUGUAUUUAUUGUUUUUAGCUUCUUCACAGUACUACUCACUCAUGAGAUUUCCUAUAUUGACCCACGAGCAAAAAUGAAUUGAAUGAAUGUCCUUGUGUUGUGAAUGUAUUGUAAUUAAAUGUACAUAUACUAUGUGUAUCUCUGUAAUUAUGUCUGGGAAAUUGCAAGAUGUAUAAUUUAACAUAAAUAUAACACUAUUUUCUAUACAACUUAUGAGAAGACUUAAGUAUUACACUAUUAAAAGCUCUCUUAUUUAAUUAUUUUGUUUUGCUGUUGCUUUACUUUAGCAAUUUUCUCCAUGAAAUGAAUCCAAAUCAUUUUUGUCAUCAAAGUCAUGUAAAAAAAUGUCUUAUAAACUAUUGUGUUUACGAUCAAAUAUCAUGGCAGUCUACACCCAACAGCAACCUUACUCUUUAGUAACGCAACUUAUUCAAAAGGCAUCUCUUUGCCUAUUUUGAUUAACUUGGUAUGAUGCAGUGACUGCAUAAGAUAACCUUAAUGUGCCUUAGCAGCCAUGUCUAUACAUUUCCAUUCGGUGAGGUACAUAGCAGACGGCAUUCAGAGAGUUGAUGGUCUCCAUUCAUUGUGUACAAGGCAUGUUAUUGAGAUCUAGGAAGAACUUGACCACUUUGUUCUUCAAAGAGUACUACUAAGCAAUUUAAGACACUUCUUUAGAACAAAUCUGUCAUUCUAAUGUAUUUGUUACAAGCCGUACAAUGUUAAUCUUAUUGAACUCAAAUUGUGGUUCCUUUACUUGCGCCGAAAGUUGAGAAAAAAAAUUCAAAGGAACCUUAGUGUGACAGCAAAACUUUUUACAUCUUUGCUAGGAAUUUGUCUAAACUGCUAUUUAGCUGUGCUAACGAUAGGUUACUAUCCUACUGAAACAUUACCUUUACAUGUGAUCCAACUGGCCAAACCACCUCCGGAUGUGGUCUGGGGUGCAUUGUGACCACAUUGAAAAUUGUUGUAAAUCCACUAACAAUCACGUGGCUGUUCCAAACCAGCCAGGUUUUGAAAAGUAAGCAAACACAAUAAAGCCGCUUCAUGGAUGGCUACCAUCAUCUUUUUUGUACCUGCGUAAACCAGAGGAGGAUGUGAGGUGAGCUGGACACAGUGAUCGGAUCUCAAUGUGGAUACUUGAGACAUUGAUACUAGGUGUAAAUGCAAUCUGGUUAAAAAUCAUAAAAUAUCUAAAGUUUGGAUGUCAGCUGGAGCUAGUUGAGUUUGAAGUGACCUUGUCCUUUUAAAUUAACACGCGCAAAACAUCAGCUGAUGCCUAUAAAUCCACAUUGAUGGUGUCAUCCUCAUUUAUUCGAAAAUCACAGCAGAUGAGCAGCUAUAUAUUUGGAUUACACUUCACAAGGUUGGCUGUCGGAAACCUGGAUAUUCUUGAAUUGUAGCGAAGGUUUCCAUAGUGUUUUCCCAUUCAUUUCA
Clupea harengus (Atlantic herring) is the source of this 10012-nucleotide messenger RNA. It is a transcript of the gene polq, whose product is annotated as polymerase (DNA directed), theta. Lineage: Eukaryota; Metazoa; Chordata; Actinopteri; Clupeiformes; Clupeidae. Gene Ontology annotation, molecular function: DNA-directed DNA polymerase activity; DNA binding; ATP binding. Bases 302 to 8398 code for a protein of 2698 amino acids. The transcript is spliced from 32 exons. The record is from RefSeq and is a predicted model, not a curated record. Gene Ontology annotation, biological process: DNA-templated DNA replication; double-strand break repair via alternative nonhomologous end joining.